Clarias gariepinus (North African catfish) is the source of this 3999-nucleotide messenger RNA. Its product is annotated as mannan-binding lectin serine protease 2-like. The record is from RefSeq and is a predicted model, not a curated record. NCBI's taxonomy places the organism in Eukaryota, Metazoa, Chordata, Actinopteri, Siluriformes, Clariidae. Gene Ontology annotation, biological process: proteolysis. The transcript has 19 exons. Gene Ontology annotation, molecular function: serine-type endopeptidase activity; calcium ion binding. The coding region runs from base 91 to 3783 and encodes 1230 amino acids.
GUGUGUGUGUGUGUGGGUGUGUGUGUGCGUAUUAAACAAAUAAAGGAACUUACACACUGCCGCACACACACAGACACCGUUAGUUCAACCAUGUUUAUUUUCUGGUUGUGUGUGGUGUUAGCGAGUGUGUCCCCGUCUCUCGCCGGAUGGAUUCAGUCUCCUGGGUUUCCCCGCGGAUACAGUCCGGACUUAAAUGAAUUUUGGAGACGUUGUGCACCGCCUGGUCACGUCAUGUCCCUCACACUGAUCCAUCUGGACCUGGAGGAGAGCAACGAGUGUGAGAACGAUGCCCUGAAGAUUUCUGAGGAUGGCCAUUUCCUUGCUAACUUGUGUGGCAAAAAGACCUUCGAGGAGCUCCAGUCGUCUGUUAAUCCCUCGCUCCGCUCGUCCUCUGGAGGCUGUCUCUCUAUCAACUUCUACUCCGACUACUCCAACACGGAGAGACAUGCAGGAUUCAAGGCUUUUUACACAACCCAGGAUGUCGAUGAGUGCUGGGAGAACAGUGAGGUGGAGUGUUCGCAUUUCUGUCACAAUUACAUCGGAGGCUACAGUUGCAGCUGCAGUCCGGGUUACUACCUGGACCCGGAUGAACACACAUGCCGAGCCAACUGCACAGAGAAUCGUUACGGAGCUGGAGUGUUGACGCCUCCUGGCAGUCCCGGGCCAUACUACGAGAAUGCAGAUUGUUUAUACAGUCUCUCUGUGGGUGAAGGAGAUCAAAUCGAGUUAAAGUUCACUGGAGUGUUUGAUGUGGAAAGCAUAAAUGGAGUCUGCGUCGACUUUGUCAAAGUUAAGACGGACACAGAGACCUUUGGGCCAUUCUGUGGGAAGGACAGACCUGAUGACAUCCACACCGCAGCCCAACACGUUCAAGUCAUCUUCCACUCCGAUCAGGGGGGAACAAACCAAGGCUUCUCUCUUCAGUACAGACCUAAAGUAAUGGAAUGUUCUGGAAAAGUGACACCCCAUUCCACUGUAUCUCCUGUGAAACAACGCUAUCCGGUGGGCGAGAAAGUCACUGUGCGCUGUGAGCAGGGAUACGCUAUAGCUUAUAGAAAUUACAGUUUUGAAUCCACGUGUCUGUUUAACGGGAAGUGGAGUGGCAUACACGACUGUGAAAUGGUGAACUGUGGGCCGCCCGACAUUUCAGACCUGAUGGCGUUUACUGAAUACACAGGGAUGAUGUACCAUGACAAAUUCAGUAUAAGUUGCUCUACACACUACUACCAUCUUGUUGGAAAUGCCAACUUCCUUUGUGAUGAGACAGGAGACUGGAUGGCUAAAAAUGGACAGAACUUUUCACAAAUUACCACAAAGUGUGUUCCAGUAUGUGGCAUAACUAAAUCAUCUGCUGGUGGAAGAAUCUUUGGGGGGAAAACUGCCGAACUGGGGCAAAUUCCCUGGCAGCUCCUAGUGAAAGAACCUCAGCGAGGAGGUGCAUCUCUAAUUAAUGACCGCUGGGCCAUCACGGCUGCUCAUGUAGUGGAAAAGCAGAGAUCACUGAAGUUCUUUGGAGGAAUGGUGGAUGGUCUAGACAAGAAUAAGGUUGAAUUGGGAACGGAGACGAUCAUAAUUCACCCCGGCUAUGAUUAUACAAAAAGUCAUUAUGAUAAUGAUAUCGCCUUGGUCAAGAUGUCUUCUCGAGUCCCUCUCAGUGAAAAUAUCAUGCCCGUGUGUCUUCCAGAGGGAAAAAGUAGUGGACCAGUGAUGGAGGGAAUGCAGGGGACAGUCUCAGGCUUAGGUGCGACAUCAGACAGGAGGGAAAAGAGUCGAUAUUUGCAAUAUGGUCAUGUUAAAGAAUACUCAGGUCACUGUUUUAAUUCUAAUCUUAAGGUCACUGAGAACAUGUUCUGUGCUGGAGACACUGAUGGAGGUGUGGACAGCUGUAAAGGAGACAGUGGGGGUCCACUCGUUAUCCCAAUGCUGGGGUUUGGGUCUUCUGACACACCAUACCGCCUCAAGGGGAUUGUGUCAUGGGGUCCACCAGUGUGUGGAGAUAAAAAUUAUAAAGGUUAUUACACCAAAGUGGAGAAUUACCUGGACUGGAUCAGAGAAACGAUGGAGAAAAAUCACACACACACACACACACUCACCGUUAGUUCGACCAUGUUUAUUUUCUGGGUGUGUGUGGUGUUAGCGAGUGUGUCCCCGUCUAUCGCUGGAUAUAUUCAGUCUCCUGGGUUUCCCUACGGAUACCACACAAACUUGUCUGAAUCGUGGAGGCGUUGUGCACCGCCCGGUCACGUCCUGGCCCUCACACUGCUCCACCUGGACCUGGAGGAGAGUGACAAGUGCGAGAACGAUGCCCUGAAGAUUUCUGAAGAUGGCCACGUCCUCGCUAACUUGUGUGGCAAAAUGACCUUUGAGGAGCUUCAGUCAUCUGUUAAUCCCUCGCUCCGUUCGUCCUCUGGAGGCUGUCUCUCUAUCGUCUUCCACUCCGACUACUCCAACACGGACAGACACGCAGGAUUUAAUGCUAUUUACACAACCCCAGCCAACUGCACUGAGAAUCGUAAUGGAGCUGGAGUGUUGACGUCUCCUGGCAGACCUGGGCCAUACUUCGAGAAUGCACAUUGUUUAUACAGUCUCUCUGUGGAGGAAGGGAAUCAAAUUGAGUUAAAAUUCACUGGAGUGUUUGAUGUGGAAAGCAUCAAUGGACGCUGCAUUGACUAUGUCAAAGUUAAGACAGAUACCGAGAUCUUUGGGCCAUUUUGUGGGAAGGACAGACCUGCUGAUAUCCUCACUGCAGCCCAACACGUUCAAGUCAUCUUCCACUCCGAUCUGGGGGGAACAAACCAAGGCUUCUCUCUUCAGUACAAACCUAAAGAAGUGAACUGUCAGCUUCCUGAACUUUCAGAUCUGAUGGUGUUGAAUGAGAAAGACCCAGAGACGACCUAUAAGCACAACAUCAGUAUCAAGUGCUCUACACACUACUACAAUCUGGUUGGACAUGCCAACUUCACGUGUGAUGCUACAGGAGACUGGGUGGCUGAAAAUGGACAGAAUUUUUCACAACUUACCACAAAGUGUGUUCCAGUAUGUGGCAUAACUAAAUCAUCUGCUGGUGGAAGAAUCUUUGGGGGGAAAACUGCCGAACUGGGGCAAAUUCCCUGGCAGCUCCUAGUGAAAGAACCUCAGCGAGGAGGUGCAUCUCUGAUUAAUGACCGCUGGGCCAUCACUGCUGCUCAUGUGGUGGAAAAGCAGAGAUCACUGAAGUUCUUUGGAGGAAUGGUGGAUGGUCUAGACAAGAAUAAGGUUGAAUUGGGAACGGAGACGAUCAUAAUUCACCCCGGCUAUGAUUAUACAAAAAGUCAUUAUGAUAAUAAUAUCGCCUUGAUCAAGAUGUCUUCUCGAGUCCCUCUCAGUGAAAAUAUCAUGCCCGUGUGUCUUCCAGAAAGAAAAAGUAGUGGACCAGUGAUGGAGGGAAGGCAGGGGACCAUCUCAGGCUUUGGUGCGACAUCAGACAGGAGGGAAAAGAGUCGAUAUUUGCAAUAUGGUCAUGUUAAAGAAUACUUAGGUCACUGUUUUAAUUCUAAUCUUAAGGUCACUAAAAACAUGUUCUGUGCUGGAGACACUGAUGGACAAGUGGACAGCUGUAAAGGAGACGCCGGAGGUUCACUCGUCAUUCCAAUGCUGGGGUUUGGGUCUUCUGACACACCAUACCGCCUCAAGGGGAUUGUGUCAUGGGGUCCACCAGUGUGUGGAGAUAAAAAUUAUAAAGGUUAUUACACCAAAGUGGAGAAUUACCUGGACUGGAUCAGAGAAACGAUGGAGAAAAAUUAAAGCCUGACUGAACAAUCCAGAGCCAUCAGCCUUCAUCCAUUGAACACAUGUCAGGACAUGACCUCUACCUACCUUUUCUAAUUCAUGCUAAGGCAAUGGAAUUCUUUACACACAACUCUGCAGGCUUAAAGAUAAUUCAGUUUAUUUACAUUAAAUACAAUUAAAUAUAUUUCGCUUAUGUAACUGAUGAUUUCCGCCUAAUAAAAUCUUCGCCUU